Molecule: messenger RNA, 2794 nt
Organism: Closterium sp. NIES-67
Lineage: Eukaryota; Viridiplantae; Streptophyta; Zygnematophyceae; Desmidiales; Closteriaceae
Source: the annotation of a GenBank genome assembly
UGCCCUCCAUUGACAGUGAACAGCGAGGCUUGUUUGCUUGUGCGUGCUCCUUCGGUGUCAAAGCGACCGCUUCAACGAGUUCGUCGCAAGGCCCCACCAUUUUCCACGUUGACACAGAUGUCCUGAUUUCUACGAUAGGUUUCUGUCGCGCCGUGUGACAACUAGAAGAAACGUACAACACUCUCUCCCUAGGUUUCUCGUCGAACAACAGGUUUCUCCGCUGAAUAGCAGCGUUACGACUCGGAAGUAGCCAGAUAUAACACCUCUUUGAGUCAAUCAAGCCGAGAUGGCGGUGGGUUACCUCCCCCGCAUGGAAGACUCCGCCAUUCCGCGGCCCAGCGGAAUACCCGGGCCGAGGUUCCGCGACGCCAACAGCGACGCCUUUGCGGCGGGCUCAAGGUACCGCGAUUCAAGCACCGACGCGUUUACGGCAGGGACGGCUAUUCCUCUGCCGGGGGCCAUUCCUCUUCCAGGAGACCCGGGCCCGGUGUUUUUCAUGGGCGAGUUCCGCAAGAGCUCCGAGGCACAUCAGCUUCGUAAGAGCUCCGAGGGACAUCAGUUGGGGAAGAGCGUUGAGGCGCAUCAGCACGCGGCGGCUGCGGCGGAGUCAGCGCACAAGGCGGGCGAGCUGCAGCGGAGGAUCCAAGAGCUGGAGCGAGCCGCCCGGGAGCAGGAGAAGGAACUCGCCUCGCUGCGGUCCCAGAAAAUCUCAGCAGAGCACAGCCUUCGACGGGAGAAGGAAGGUUCCGCGUCGCUGCAGCGAUUGCUCCACCAGGAGCGGGAGGCGAAGGCGGCCAUGCUCGCGGCGCGCGACGACGAGGCCGCCGCGAUUGACGGCGAGAAACGCGCGCUGGUCGCGCGGAGCAAGCAGCUGGCGGCGCGUGUGGAGCGCCUCGAGGACCGAAUGGAGGGGCUGGAGCAGGAGAAGGAGCUCGUUGUGGCCGACCGCGACGCGAUCGCCAUGGAAUCAGAGGUGCUGGUGGAGCGGCUCGGGGAGGCGGAACAGACGGUUGAGAUGCUUCGGCAGGAGAACGUGAAUCUCGAGGCGGAGCUUGUGGCCGCACAAAGGUCGCGAGAUACGUACUGGACGCACAGUAUUGCACUGUACCAGGAUAAGGCAAAACUGGAGGAGCAGAUAACUCUGCUAAACAACAUCAGCAGCAAUCUGGGCAACUCCGGGGGGAGGACCAAGGCAGUAGGCACGGCAGGCAUUGCAGGCAGGAGAACCCAGACCCCCACAAGGGCAGGAGCAGGCGGAGCAGCAGCAGCAGCCGCAGCUGGUGGUGCCCGCCGAAACUCUCUACCUCUCCCUAACCCACGCUUGUCAGCCACCUCUCUCUCCUCCCUAGAGACUUCCCCCUUCGGUAUUGACCUCAGCUCUCUUGGCUCCUUCAGCGGCUCUGGCAUCAACAGUAAUCAUCGCAGCCUGCCCCACGCGCCUCCCUCCAUACCCCAACUGGUGAAGCAGCAGCUGGCGUUUGGCACUGUCUACGAGUGCCCUCCGCUGCUCGCAUCAGUAUCCAUGUCAGCGUCCAUGACAGCAUCCACGUCAGCAGCGACAGGCAUGGCACAGUACGGUGGUGGGCUUGACAUGGUGCGUGCAGCCAGCAUCGCCAGUGGGUCUCCUGCUGCUGCCGCUGGUGCAUUCAGUGCCGGUAGCUCAGGCACAGGGGCAGCGGCAGGAGCGUUUGUCUCAGCGGGCAUGCGGCGGAGCGGCAGCUUCACCUCGGGCCAGGCGCCUUCCUCCUCUCUCCUCACUCGCAGCUUCUCGAGCAAUACGGCAGAGCACAAGGCACGGCAGGCAAGCAGCAUGCUGGCAGCAUCCGCGGGUGGUGGUGGUGAGGAAAGCAUGCAUGGAGCUGCUGUGCUGGCAUCCGUGCAUGAGGGCCCCGAGUGAUCAGCUUCUUCCUCCUCUCUCCUGACUCAGCUUUUCGGGCCAUGCAGCAGAGCACAGGGCACAGCACGCAAGCCGCAUGCUGGCAGCAGCUGCAGCUGGUGGUGGCAGCUGCCGCGCCGGCAUAUUAACAAAUACUGGGGAUACUCGGCAAUGUAGUCUUAGGAUCACUCCCAUCCCAUAAGUUGUUUCAAAGAAAUGAAGUUUGUUCCUGAACACGAGGUGUCCUUGCACGAAGUUUGGUGAGAUGAUGGCAAAGAUGGAGGCGAUUUCCGUGGAGCUCGCCCAACUGAAGGAAGAGAGCGUGAGCCUUCGCCAUGCACGUGGUGAAACGCGUCAGGAGUCGCCUGUUACAGCGGACGAAGACCGUGCGAUCACGCACCAACCACAGGUAACGUCAGCAACACGUGACGACAACACGAACAAGCGGUGGGCAGUUGUGAAGGUUAAAUUGGCGGUGCCCCCACCGUUCAACCCACUCAAGAAACACAUGACGCUGAGUGGCUGGCAGGCUGUUCACAAUGGAACUGUUCUUCAAUGCUGCUGAUGUCAACGACAACGAGACACACGUCAAGUUGGCGGUAUCUUUAUUACGCGACCCUGCAUUAAGUUGGUGGCAACAAAAUGUGACGCCGCAAGGGACUCCGACAAACCGGCAGCAAGCGAUGGACAGGGAGCAACGAUUGGCUCCAACUUCAACAAGAUCCUUGUUUGGUGUGGCUAAGUGGGAUGCAAUGCUUCGCAAACUAUUUGAGCAUGUAUCUGCAUGCGAGAAGCUUGCAUCAGGCUGCAUGGAUGGCCUCAGCUGGGAUCUGUCCUAGAAUACUGUUAGAAUGCUAGAAUAAAUAGAAUGAGAGUGUACAAGGGAAUAUAGGCUAGUGUGUUGUACCCUCUGAGGCA